AGCGCAGCAGGCAGGCAGCGGUCCGGCACUUGGUCGGUAUGUAGCAGCAGCGGCGGAGCUUCUGCCUGGGAGUACAAAGAGGGGAAAACGCGCCUUGGGUUGAAAAUAGUAGCGACGGGAUUAAAAAUAAAACCACACGAGGAUGAGACACGCGCCGUCCGCCUGAAGGAGAUUAAAACACGCCGUUAUUCCGCUAAUUUAUCACCUUUUUUCUUAUAAAAAUGGCGAACGACUCUCCGGCUAAAAGUCUAGUGGAUAUAGACCUGGCAUCCCUGAGGGAUCCUGCUGGGAUUUUCGAGCUGGUGGAAGUAGUCGGAAAUGGUACAUAUGGACAAGUCUACAAGGGUCGGCAUGUUAAGACAGGACAGCUGGCGGCCAUCAAGGUCAUGGACGUCACGGAGGAUGAAGAGGAGGAGAUUAAGUUGGAAAUCAACAUGCUGAAGAAGUACUCCCAUCAUAGAAACAUAGCCACCUACUACGGCGCCUUCAUCAAGAAGAGUCCUCCAGGCCACGAUGACCAGCUCUGGCUGGUGAUGGAGUUCUGUGGUGCCGGCUCCAUCACAGAUCUGGUGAAGAACACCAAGGGCAACUCGCUGAAGGAAGACUGGAUCGCCUACAUCUCCCGAGAGAUCCUUAGGGGAUUAGCUCACCUGCACGCUCAUCAUGUCAUCCACCGUGACAUCAAAGGACAAAACGUGCUGCUGACUGAAAAUGCUGAAGUCAAGCUGGUGGACUUCGGUGUGAGCGCCCAGCUGGACCGGACGGUAGGUCGAAGGAACACCUUCAUUGGGACGCCAUAUUGGAUGGCUCCAGAGGUCAUCGCUUGUGAUGAAAAUCCUGAUGCUACCUAUGAUUACAGGAGUGAUCUGUGGUCCUGUGGAAUCACAGCCAUUGAGAUGGCCGAAGGAGCUCCUCCUCUGUGUGACAUGCAUCCAAUGAGAGCCCUCUUCCUCAUUCCCAGAAACCCUCCUCCUCGACUGAAAUCCAAAAAAUGGUCAAAGAAGUUCUUCAGCUUCAUUGAGAGUUGCCUUGUGAAGAAUUACACCCAGCGCCCUCCCACUGAGCAGCUGCUGAAACACCCCUUCAUUCGGGACCAGCCCAACGAGAGGCAGGUCCGCAUCCAGCUCAAAGACCACAUCGACCGAACCAAGAAGAAGAGGGGCGAGAAAGAUGAGACAGAGUAUGAAUACAGUGGCAGUGAAGAAGAGGAGGAAGAAUCAUCUGAGCAAGAAGGAGAACCAAGUUCCAUAGUCAACGUUCCGGGCGAGUCGACCCUGCGUCGUGACUUCAUACGCCUGCAGCAGGAGAACAAGGAGCGUUCGGAGGCCCUUCGGCGCCAACAGCUCCUUCAGGAGCAGCAGCUCCGUGAGCAGGAGGAGUACAAGCGCCAGCUGCUGGCUGAGAGGCAGAAACGUAUCGAGCAGCAGAAGGAGCAGAGGAGACGACUGGAGGAGCAACAACGACGCGAGCGCGAGAUGAGGAGGCAGCAGGAGCGCGAGCAGCGCCGGCGUGAGCAGGAGGAGAAGAGGCGCAUCGAAGAAAUGGAACGACGCCGCAAAGAAGAGGAAGAGCGCAGGAGGGCCGAGGAGGAAAAGAGGAGGGCCGACCGAGAGCAGGAGUAUAUCCGUCGACAGCUGGAGGAGGAGCAGAGGCACCUGGAGAUCCUGCAACAGCAGCUCCUCCACGAACAGGCCAUGCUUCUGGAGUAUAAAUGGCGGGAGCUUGAGGAGCAGCGGCAAGCUCAGAAACUUCAGAGACAGCUGCAGCAGGAGCAGGCCUACCUGCUGUCCCUUCAGCAAAACCAGAACCUCGACAGUAGCAAAACGGCCCAGCAACAGAGCACCAAACCCCCACAGAACCCCGAACCCGACAGGGUAAAGCCCCUGCAAGCCCCCGAACAGGAAACUACUAAACAACCACAGAACCCUGACUUUGAGAAGACACGGCCCAGUCCAGGCUCCAGUCUGGAAAAAACUACAGAAACCAGGCUGCCUGUGGCUGACCUUCAAGGCCCUCCCCCUGAUUCUGAGCCAGUCAGAGAGGCUGAUGAGCGAUAUCGGAAGAACAUCCAGGGUUCUCCUCAGUCGGCUCAGACCAAACCACAACAGCCUCCGGUGCCGCCACGGUCCGAGUCUUCAUACCCCAAUGGGAACUCUGCUUCUGAGGCCAUGCACCGGCCUGUGGAACCACAGGUCCGUUCUCAUCUGGCUGCUUUAAAGAGCAGCAGCAGCGUGGCCUCUUCAAACUCCUCCACUUCCACCCCGCCUGUCGUGUCACGGUCGCAAUCCUUCAGCGAGCCGCUUGGCCCUAGCUUUGAAAAUCUUCACCUUCACAGCAGCCAUGAAUCCCACCAUCACCCUCCAUCAUCAUCAUUAUCAUCACUAUCAUCUUCAUCAUCAACGCCUGCACGCACUGACCCACAACCCCAUCCCCAGCCUAGGCCCUCGCCCCAUGAACCAGCCCCUUCACAGGAGGUUCCACCCAGGGUUCCUGUCAGGACUACAUCAAGGUCCCCAGUGUUGCCAAGGCGAGAGUCGCCUCAUCACCAUGGCAACGCCGCACACAGCAGCCAUGCUGCGCAACACAGUGUUGCCAGUGCAGCGGAGCCUCGGCUGCUGUGGGAACGAGUGGAGAAACUGGUUCCCAGACCAACCAGUAAUAGUGGCAGCGGAGGCUCCAGUUCCUCCAGCAGCUCCAGUAACUCCAGCUCUCAGGCCGGUUCUCACUGUGGCUCAGGAGAGAGGUUCAGGGCCCGCUCCUCUUCUAAAUCUGAGGGUUCACCCCUCCAGCGGCCCGAGAAUGCUGGGAAAAAACCAGAGGAGAGGAGGGACGCGGUGAGGCCGAACAGAUCAGCGGACCUGACGGCUCUGGCCAAGGAGCUGCGUGCAGUGGAUGACGUUCGCCCCCCAAAUAAGGUGACAGAUUAUCCUUCAUCCUCCAGUGAAGAAUCAGACACCACUGAUGAAGAUGAUGAUGAAGAAGUGGAUCAGGAGGCAGGUGAAGAGUCGACCUCUGGCCCGGAAGACUCCAGAGCUGUUUCUUCCCGGCUGAGUAACGGAGAGACAGAGUCUGUGAAAACCAUGAUCGUCCACGAUGAGGGCGAGAGCGACGCAGGCACAACGCCAUGCAAGGACAGCACGCUGAUUGUCAGACAGAGUGCAGGUGACAACAGAAAGCGUACGGGCCCUGGCCCAGGCCAAACGCAGAUACCUGGCAUACAUGCAGGCUUUGCCCCGAGCCCCGGCUCGGUGUCAAUCCCGGGCCUUGUUCACCACACCCCCAGCCCCCACCACCACCACCAUCAUCAUCAUCACCCCAUACAGCAUUCGGACAGGAAUGGCUUUGCUGGUCGCAUCCACCAUCUCCCAGACUUGAUCCAGCAGAGCCACCAUUCCUCCCCUUCCUCCUCUGCAUCCAACUCCCCUUCCUCUUCCAGCCUUGCCAGUCCCUCCUCCAUGUCCCCACAGAGUCCCCUGGACAAGCUUGGCAUCCUCACAGAGAGCCAGUCUAGUAACAACAUGCAGAAACACAAAUCUUCUUCCUCCUUCACUCCGUUCAUUGACCCACGCCUCCUCCAAGUCUCUCCAUCCACCGGCAGUGCCCUCAACAAUGUCGGCUAUGGGAACGAUGCCCGGCUGGCAGAGGCGCUGAGAGCAGAUCCAUCCCGGAAGGGCUCCGUGGUCAACGUUAAUCCGGUCAACACUCGUCCUCAGAGUGACACCCCAGAGAUCCGCAAAUACAAGAAGAGGUUCAACUCUGAGAUUCUGUGUGCCGCACUCUGGGGAGUGAACCUAUUGGUGGGAACAGAGAGCGGCCUGAUGCUGUUGGACCGCAGUGGUCAGGGGAAAGUUUACCCUCUGAUUAACCGCCGACGCUUCCAGCAGAUGGACGUCCUGGAAGGACUAAAUGUUCUGGUCACUAUAUCAGGUAAGAAGAAUAAGCUCCGCGUGUACUACCUGUCCUGGCUGAGGAACAAGAUUCUGCACAAUGACCCUGAGGUGGAGAAGAAGCAGGGCUGGACAACCGUAGGAGACUUGGAGGGCUGCGUCCACUACAAAGUUGUGAAAUAUGAGAGGAUCAAAUUUUUGGUUCUGGCCCUGAAGAACUCAGUGGAGGUCUACGCCUGGGCACCUAAGCCGUACCACAAGUUCAUGGCCUUCAAGUCUUUCGGCGACCUGGUGCAUAAGCCGCUGCUGGUCGACCUGACCGUGGAGGAAGGUCAGAGGUUAAAGGUGAUCUAUGGCUCAUGCUCAGGCUUUCACGCCGUGGAUGUCGACUCUGGGGCCGUCUAUGACAUCUACCUGCCCACACACAUCCAGACGAGUAUCCAGUCUCACGCAAUCAUCAUCCUGCCCAACACUGACGGCAUUGAACUGCUCGUGUGCUACGAGGACGAGGGGGUUUAUGUCAACACCUACGGACGCAUCACUAAGGACGUGGUGCUGCAGUGGGGGGAGAUGCCCACCUCAGUGGCCUACAUUCGUUCGAACCAAAUUAUGGGCUGGGGGGAGAAGGCCAUUGAGAUCCGCUCGGUGGAGACCGGCCAUCUGGACGGCGUCUUUAUGCACAAGAGAGCUCAGCGACUCAAGUUCCUCUGUGAAAGAAAUGACAAGGUGUUUUUCGCCUCUGUACGGUCUGGAGGCUCCAGCCAGGUGUACUUCAUGACUCUGGGCCGAAGCAACCUGCUCAGCUGGUAGAGGUCCACACCCAGCCCUCUUUCUCCUCCUUCUCCUCAUCUUCCUCAUUGUCCUCCACCCUCUCUUAACACUGGAUCUCAGAACCCACCAUUGAUGUCUUGUCAGCCCUCGGACAACCAAGCGAGAACAAACACAGCAACCAACCAGCCCUUUGGAGCAGUCGACAGCAACGCCCUGUAGCUGCAGCCUUGCUGGAUCCGCCUGCGACGCAGCGACAGCCGGUCAAGUAGUCGCCCCUUCUGAAAAACCCGAAGCGACGACUUACAAACGUACAAAGUGAAAUCAAAGGUUAAUAUAUGAAAGGAAGUAGUAAUACAUUAAAUGUGAAUUCAAGAAAAAGGGGGCGGGGGCAAGCAACGGUUUGUUUCCUGUUUCCCUCUCAGUUUUCUUGGUGCUCAUCGAAUCGCGAUGGGCUAGAUUUUGUACCUCUGCAUCAUUUCCUGGGUUGGUCAGUAAGCUUGAGGUCUUCUACUAGUAUUGCUACCGCUAUUGUUGCUACUACUGCUACUACCUUCUGCAGGUCUGCCUCUUGUAAGGGAGUCCCUUUCUGCCCCAUGUUCCCACCAUCUGCCCCUUCUUAUGAGUGUGGGGCUGGUGGGGUCAGAGUGUGUUGUAUUAAUGCUACAGUAGUGUGUGUAAAUGUACUUCUGUUUGGUCCACCUACUGCUAACAUGCUGGUUAGUGACUGUCCCCUGACAGACCACUGAGCUGGAGGCUCAGUGACAAGCAUUAGCAAGGGACCUAAUCUUUAAGGUUUUACCAUAAGUCAGGUUGAUAGGACUCAAACAUGAGGGCGUGUGGUUGAAUGGUUGAAGUGUAGUGUUGUAUCGGACAGCCGCUUUAAAAAAGGGAGGAUGGAGCGAGAGUUGGUGUAGGAGAUGGAUUUCAGGAUAGUAUUUUUGGAGUCAUUAUUAUUCCUUGAAGAUAAGUGUAACUAUGUGGAGUUAAACAUGUCUUUAACCUUGUUUGGGUUUUUUUUGCUUUUUUUUUUUUUU
Messenger RNA from Archocentrus centrarchus (flier cichlid), 5692 nucleotides. RefSeq names its product mitogen-activated protein kinase kinase kinase kinase 4. Gene Ontology annotation, cellular component: cytosol. Gene Ontology annotation, biological process: protein phosphorylation. NCBI's taxonomy places the organism in Eukaryota, Metazoa, Chordata, Actinopteri, Cichliformes, Cichlidae. The transcript is spliced from 32 exons. Gene Ontology annotation, molecular function: ATP binding; protein kinase activity. The coding region runs from base 222 to 4697 and encodes 1491 amino acids. The record is from RefSeq and is a predicted model, not a curated record.